This is a messenger RNA of Folsomia candida, 3132 nucleotides long. RefSeq names its product A disintegrin and metalloproteinase with thrombospondin motifs 16. The coding region runs from base 796 to 3018 and encodes 740 amino acids. NCBI's taxonomy places the organism in Eukaryota, Metazoa, Arthropoda, Collembola, Entomobryomorpha, Isotomidae. The transcript has 21 exons. Gene Ontology annotation, molecular function: metalloendopeptidase activity. The record is from RefSeq and is a predicted model, not a curated record. Gene Ontology annotation, biological process: proteolysis.
GCAACGUGUUGACAAACGAGACGACGACGACGACGACAAGAGUGGUGGAUGUAUACCCCCAUCCGCCCAAGUCCCACCACCGUUUGGUUUCUGAUUAUUAUUCAAUCGCUUACUACACAUUCACACCAAAUCUUUGUUUAAACUCGUCGUGACAGUAGUCGUGUGGUGCGCUUCGUGCGGUGGGUUUGUAUCUGUCUAAUCAUUUUAUUAUUUGUGUGCAUUCUUGUUUUUGUGGACGCCAUGGGACAGGAGUACGGAAACGGCUCAAAAUUCAAUAACUUUGAAAGGACUUGCCAACUUUAGUUUUUUUCGUUUUGGUUUAAUUUCUUUCGUGAAUAAAGAAAAAGUGCGAAUGCAGUGAUUCCACACAACUGCAGUUGUUAUAAUAAUCAUAUACAUAUCAACUUUCUAACUCAAAGUUUUCCUACUGUCUUUCGUUACCUUUUUUUACUUCUAAUUUUAUAAUCCCUUUAUCUGCAACAAUUUGCCCUUUAGUUUAUUUCAAAAUUUUAUGCCAAAGUGAAUUUUAUAAAAUAAAAUAAAUAUUACAUUGGAAAUCAGAAAAUCAAAGUAUGAUUUAUAUCCCAAAACAAGAUUAACGGAAUACUACAAAUUAACGGAAGAAGGAUUCCUUCGUAAUAAAUAUAUAUAAAAAACAAGAUUUGCAGCCUAAUUUAAAUACAGAGGUCAAUAUUUGACUUGGAUUUGGUCUACGGAAACUGGUGCUCACAUUUUAAGGAAUUUAUAUUAAAGCAUGCGGAUAAUUUAAGAACAUCUGCUACGACCGGCCCUACCAUGGGCGAUAUUUUAGAAUUUUCCAUAUCCAAUUUUCUAAGCUUGCUUGGAUCGUCGAGAAGAAAAUCUUGGAGUUUGCUAUCUUCCAGAAAAUUCGUUUUUCACAGUUCUUCCUCUGUUCUAUUAUGGAUCUCUUUAGCGUUAGUUUGCAUUAUCAGCCAUGGCUCAGCCACCCCUUCAAAUCAAAAUCAGAUUCAUACCCAUAUGGAUGAGACGGAACUGCGGCGAAUUUUCCAAGUGGAUAGUCAUCAUCAAGUGCCAGAAUAUCAAGUUGUGUCAAUUCAUUCAAGGUCCAAGAGAUCGAUGGAUGAAAACAGACUAGUUAGUUUCAAUGCAUUUGGGAAAGACGUUCGUCUUCACCUGGAGAAGAAUCCUCACCUGGUGAAGCAGUCCCUUCGAAUGUGGAUUGCUGAGCCAGAUUCAUCCGAAGGAGUCAAUUACAAGGAGUUGCCUCAGGAAGCGGAAGAGGAUAUUGGGGAAGCAUACCAAGAUGAGAGUAAUCAAGCAGCUCUGCUCAUUCAUCAUGACAAAAACGAUGGCAGCUUACUUAUGGACGGCAUGGUUGGGUCCAAUCUCGUUGUGAAACCUGUCCCCACGACCCUUCGGCAACAUUCUCCAACGCCAAAACGGGACGAUUCAGAUGAAGCAUUCCUUGAUGACGAAAUGGGCGACGAAUGGGUCGUCAAAAACGGAUUUCCUAACAUGAAUGACUCAAUCCCAUUUCUGAAUAAUACACAAGGAAUGCACAUCGUAUAUCAAACCAAGCAUAUCGAAUCCCAUUCUGACUACGCUUUCAUGGAACCCGAUCAAAACCCUUUUAAAAGUUCUAGACAGAAGCGACAUGCCGAUCGCACCAAACGGGAUGCCCCAUACGUCAUUUAUCCCGAAAUUUUAGUAAUUGUUGACUACGACGGAUACAGACUUCAUGGCGGAGAUAACUUGCAGGUCAAGCGCUAUUUCGUUUCAUUUUGGAAUGGAGUUGAUUUGCGAUACAAGGUUUUGAGAGGGCCUAAAGUUAGAAUUUCAAUUGCUGGAAUUAUUAUUUCAAGGGGUCGUGACGCCACUCCCUAUCUUGAACGAAACCGUGUUGGUCGAGAUGCGUUGGACUCCGCCUCAGCUCUCACAGAUCUUGGCAAGUACCUGUUUCAAGAGCGAAGAUUACCUGUGUAUGAUAUUGCCGUAGUGGUUACAAAGCUGGACAUGUGUCGACGGCAGUUUGCCAACGACGUUUGCAACCGUGGAACUGCAGGAUUUGCCUAUGUUGGAGGGGCUUGCGUAGUCAAUAAACGGCUUGAGAAGGUCAAUUCAGUCGCCAUUGUCGAAGAUACCGGUGGAUUUUCUGGGAUUAUUGUUGCAGCCCAUGAAGUCGGUCAUUUAUUGGGAUGCGUUCAUGACGGUUCACCAGCUCCGAGCUAUUUGGGAGGUCCAGGGGCUCAGAAGUGUAGGUGGGAGGACGGUUACAUUAUGAGUGAUCUACGUCACACCGAGAGGGGUUUUCAAUGGUCGGCUUGUUCCAUCAGCCAGUUCCACCAUUUCUUAAACGGAGACACUGCCACUUGUUUGUACAACUCCCCCCAUGAAGAUGGGUCUUUACCACGCGUAUUACCAGGAAAGCUUUUGAGUUUGGACGCUCAAUGUCGAAAGGAUAGAGGAACUUCUGCCUGCUUCAAAGACGACCGUGUGUGCGCCCAACUGUUUUGUUUUGAUGCCUCGUCAGGAUACUGUGUUGCUUACAGACCUGCCGCUGAGGGAUCUCCUUGUGGCCAACAAUCGAGUUUUUGUGCUUCGGGCCGCUGCGUUGUUGAACACGAAAAUAUUAUACCUGAUUAUUCGCAAAUCGCUCCCGUAAUUUCUCGUGACCCAUUAAGCAAAGGAUCUUCAUUUACUUUUCCCACCUCGUCAUCUGUAGUUCCUACAACCUUACGGCCAAAAAGUAGCAAAGCACCUCCGCUGGUAACCCCACGAUCUGCGGAGUUGAGUUCCACGACUAGAACGACCACACGGCGAACAACCACAACUACUGCUGUAUCAAUUUAUCGAAAUAAUCAGCCAGUUCCCAGCAGAAGAGACAGUGAUAUCGCAGCCUGUGUGGAAGAUAGAGUAUCAAGCAUUGGUGAUCUGAAUUGUAAAUCUUUUUUGGAAAAAUAUGGGUUCAAAUUUUGCACUUCGAAUUACAUAAAACAGAAUUGCUGUUCUUCCCACAAAACAGUUUGCUCUGUUUAAAGCAAACAAACUAGUAUUUAUGUUUAAAUGUAUGACGCAUGUUUGAAUUUUGUUGACUGAAAUUAAAACGAACCGACUAGUUAUUAUUAAAAAUAAAUAAAUCGAAGGAACAAC